Messenger RNA from Onychostoma macrolepis, 4020 nucleotides. It is a transcript of the gene ccm2, whose product is annotated as CCM2 scaffold protein. The transcript has 10 exons. The record is from RefSeq and is a predicted model, not a curated record. NCBI's taxonomy places the organism in Eukaryota, Metazoa, Chordata, Actinopteri, Cypriniformes, Cyprinidae. Gene Ontology annotation, biological process: vasculogenesis; heart development. Bases 311 to 1675 code for a protein of 454 amino acids.
UCUCGCAAAGCACUGUGGGUAGACGUCCUACGCCCAAAAUGGCGGCAGGAUUGAAAAGUUUGUUGCUGUUUUUGUUUUAUUUUAUGACAUUUUAUCGGUCUCUGUCCCCUUCUGGAUAAAUCCCUAUUUUUAGCACGAUUAAGAAGGUUAGUCGUUUAUUUCCGAUCCACGAACACGUGAUUUGGAUCGGUGUUUAGUUUAGUUUAGCUCGGUAAAGCGCCUCCGUGGACGUGUAUGAGGCAGAUGGCACUGGACCCGUGGACAUCACUGCAUCUAAUACAAUUAAAAUGAAGAGCUUUUGUACAUAGAGAUGGAGGAUGACGUAAAGAAAGUCAAAAAGCCAGGUAUUGUGUCUCCGUUCAAGCGGGUGUUUCUGAAAGGAGAGAAGGGGAGAGAUAAGAAGGCUCUGGAGAAGUCCACUGAGCGCAGGGCCCUCCACACCUUCUCCCUCUCUCUCCCGGACCACCGUAUCGACCCAGACAUUCUGCUCAAUGACUACAUUGAGAAGGAAGUUAAGUAUCUGGGACAGCUGACCUCAGUUCCUGGAUAUCUGAAUCCCUCCAGCCGCACAGAAGUUCUGCAGCUUAUUGACAAUGCCAGGAAGUCUCAUCAGUUGGCAGGGCAGCUGACAUCAGAGCAGGAUGCUGUUGUCAGUUUGUCAGCAUACAAUGUGAAGCUCGUGUGGCGCGACGGAGAAGACAUCAUUCUCCGCGUACCCAUUCAUGACAUCGCAGCUGUGUCCUACAUCAGAGACGACUCACUCCACCUUGUGGUGCUAAAAACAGCUCAGGAGCCUGGUAGUUCUCCAUGUCAUAGUACAGAGAUGUCAAAAUCUCCCACUCUGAGCUCUCUUUCGGAGAGUGGAGCUGUGCUUGUGGAGGUCUGCUGCCUGCUUGUGCUGGCCGUCGACAACAAGGCUGCGGCAGAGGAGCUCUGUCUUCUACUCAGUCAAGUCUUCCAGAUCGUCUACACAGAGUCCACCAUUGACUUCCUGGACAGGGCCAUCUUUGAUGGAGCCACAACCCCCAUCAGGCAUCUCUCGAUCUGCAGCGAGGACUCCUCGAGCAAAGAUGCCAAAGAAGUGUUUGAGGCAGAGGCGAGCACAUUUACUUUCCAAAGUUCUCUAGAGGCGGGACACUCCUCUAGCCCCUCCCCCUCCUCCACCCCAGCCUCACCACAAACCAUAACAACCAGUGAGAGUGAACUAAGCACAACAGCUGCUGAACUGCUACAAGACUACAUGACCACAUUGAGGACAAAGCUGUCAUCUCAGGAGAUACAGCAGUUUGCCACACUGUUACGUGAGUACAGAAACGGAGCCUCCAUCCAUGAGUUCUGCAUCAACCUGCGUCAGCUUUACGGAGACAGCAGGAAGUUCCUCCUCCUGGGACUGCGGCCUUUCAUUCCUGAGAAGGACAGCCAGCACUUUGAGAACUUUUUGGAAACCAUCGGCGUGAAGGAUGGCCGCGGCAUCAUAACGGACAGCUUUGGACGUUACAAACGCACGACAAGCUCUGCGUCAGACUCCACCACUAAUGGAAACGGUGCUGCGGGCGGAUCAGAUGAAGGAACGGCCAACUCUGAGGGAGACGAAUGGGACCGGAUGAUUUCAGACAUAAGCAAUGACAUUGAAGCGUUAGGAAGCAGUAUGGACCAGGACGGCGUGUCGUCUUGAUGUCACACACUGGGUCAGUGACUUGCCAAUCACCACUUGAGAUAAUCACAUGGGCCAUCGGCCCAUAUUGCUGUCCAUCAAAUCUGACAAUGCUGGAGUUCGGAUAAUGUAUGGAUACCACUUCCUGGCCAUCAUCCUUAUUUUUAUAUGUUGUGCCAUAUUAACACAAACGGAUUUUUUUAGAUUUGAUAAUUGUGAUUUUCAAGACUUGUAAUAGAAGGAUCAUGUAUUGCUGUGGACAGCAGUUGUGUUCUUCUGGGAUGUUUAUUGGCAGUAUCUGCUACCACUAAUGAGAAACCUUGUUGCUGGUAGAUGUUGCUCUUUCACACUGAUCUGUAUGAAAGCUUAUUUCCACCACAGAAUAAAAAGGUAUUUGCUACCUUUUAUUUUACAAUUCUGACUUUUUCUUCACAGUUCUGACAAAAUUGAAGAAUUGCGAGAUAGAAAGUCAAAUCUUAGAAAGAAUUCAACUGAGAUGUUAACUUCAAUUGCUUCAUAACUUUUGUUGAACUCAAUUGUAAGAGCAGAAAAAAAUCUUACGUUUUUUAAAUUCUCUCAGUUGUGUUUGUCUCGCAAUUCAGACUUUUUGUUUUAGAAUUGCAAGUUGCAGUUGAGUUUAUAUCUUCAAAUUAAGAUUUGAGAACUGUGUGAGAGGUCAGAAUUUUAGAUAAAAUCUCAAAAUUUGAAAAGGUCAGAGUUAAAUGAAAAUUUAAUUGGAAGUUUAUACAUCUCCAUUGAGAGAAAGUCAGAAUUAUGAGAUAAAAAGUCGCAAUUAUCUUUUUUUUUAAUUUAUAAAAAUAAAAAAUAAAGGUAAUUGACACUUUAUCUCACAGUUCUGUCUUUUUUCCAGUGGCGUAUCGGACGGGCACGCAGGGCGUUGAAAGACGAUUAUCAUGUAUCGACGAUAGACAGAGAUAUUGUCAAAAUCAUUACAUAUUGUUAUUAUUAAGAGUAUUUGGCAUUUCCAAUUAAUGUUAAAUUCUGGCUAUUAUUAUUAAGCUACUUUUAUUAUAAAAUUAAUAUUACAAUUAAUUUGCUCCGCAAUAAUUUCAUAGCGCAUCACCGCAUAACUGACGUGCAUGCGAAGUAGGCUGCUCCUCAUUGAAAAUGUUUUAAAAAUGUCUUUUAAAACGGGUCUAUUAGCCUAUAGCCUACAAUGAAUUAUAGGCCUAUAGCCUAAAUAAAAUUAGCACUUCAGUCAUCAAUGAAACACAAGAGCGGCUUUAUUUUAAGCACCGACUUUCAAAAACAAUCUGUUCAACACGAAAUACGUUUCUUCUCAUUGUUUUCACUAUGUUCGGGCCACAAGAGAAACAUUAAGAAAAUAAAUUAAAACCGUUAUAUACCACGUAUUAAGUAGGAGAUUCGUCUCUCGUCAUCUUUGAGAAUAUGCCGCGUUAAUGCGUGCGUCGUCACUUUAACUUUCAUGGUGAAAGGCGUUCACCGGCAUAAGCCUUGCACAAAGUUUGCACCUUCACAGUUUAAAACAGAAAUAUUUCCAAUAUUGUGACGCUACCCCUCCCCCACCCCCACCCCGGGAGGGGGGCCUCCGACUUACGGUUUGUGGGGGGCCCCGCGGAUUUGCGCUACGCUACUGCCUUUUUCUCAAUAUCACACAUUUAUAUCUCACGGUUUACAUCUUGCAAUUCUGACUAUUGUGAGUUUAGAAUGUUCAGUUGCGAGAAAAGUUUUUGAAAUGAUCAUUUGAAGGUAACUUUUUUUUUUUUAAAUCUGUCGCAGAAUUAAGCUUCCAUAGAUGUCACAAUCUCAUUUAAUAGUAAUGCGACUUCUGAUCAGUGUGAAGGUGCAGUUUGGAGCAUUGCCUAGUGGCCUUCCUAAAGUGUGAUCUGCAUUGCCUUAUGUGUUUUGUAACCUGAUGGAAGUGAGGUGCAGUAUAUUUCCUCCUGCACUGAAGUGCUAAUCAAAACUUGACCCUUUUUACACCCUUAUAUUAACUGGUCAUUGUUCUUGUUACACUUGUUUUUCCUGUAACAUAUAUUUUUCACUUCUUUUACAUUUGUUUCAGCCAGGAUUGAUUAUAAUUACCCAGUUAUUAUCAUGUGGGUUUCUUCAGGUAGGAAAUGUAGCACUAUAUAUUUUUGGUUUUGACUGAAAACCUGGAAAAGUUGGAUAUUAGACAAAGUCAGUUUUCUGGCUGAUUGAGAAUGCAAUAUUCAUACACUGCAUUACACUCAUGUCCCGGAGUUUUCAGUUAUCUAACAUUGUGCCUUGCAGAAUCACUGAUUGUAUCAUCCAACAUGGAUGCAAGUAAUAUUCUGUAAUCUGUACAGAACGUGACUGAAGUAUGAGUUUAUUAAAAAGUGCAACACUUGCAUCCUCAUUCA